Bactrocera tryoni is the source of this 1464-nucleotide messenger RNA. Its product is annotated as putative nuclease HARBI1. The coding region runs from base 611 to 991 and encodes 126 amino acids. The record is from RefSeq and is a predicted model, not a curated record. The transcript is spliced from 4 exons. Lineage: Eukaryota; Metazoa; Arthropoda; Insecta; Diptera; Tephritidae.
CUAGAUGAGCUGCUCUCCCAUUUCCCAUGACAGCUAUUGUAUUUUAUUAUGGCAGUGAAAUAUAGCACGCCUAAUAUGACUAUUUGACAAUCGAUGCCCAGGCAGUAGUAGUACAAGGAGAUAUUCAGGCAGGUUCUGGAAUCCGAGUGAAAGUGAAUUUGAAAAUAAACCUCACUCCGAGUGAAUUUGGAUUUGGUGUUCUGAAAUCCGAACUUUUUGUUCAUUUUAGAACUCGUUUUUGAUUCACCGCAAAAAUGAACUUAACAGCUGAUAGCUGUCAAUUUACCCAAAAUAAAUAACAAUAUUUUAAGAAAAAUGAGUGCAUUAGCAAUAUUGUCGGUUAUUUUACGUGAAAAUGAAAGGAAUACAGAAGAAGUUUACAGUAGGAGGAUACUACGUGACCAUUGCAACCCAUUGGAUGUGCCUGAACAAGUUUUCGUGUCGAACUAUUGCGUCAACAAGGAUGCGUUUCUUGAAUUGUUGAACGUUGUUGCUCCACAUAUGUAUAAAGGGCUCAUCAAUUCCUGCGCAACUGCAACUGGCAGCCACACUGAGGUUUUUGGCGGAAGGUGGCUUCCAAAAGGCAGUGGGAAAGGAUGUUUGCAUAGCAAUGGGUCGGAGCACAGUUGCAAAAGUCAUAAAACGUGUGUUGAACAUUUUGGAAAAAUAUAUUUGCCCAAGGUGGAUCAACUUAAUUAUGACAACAGAAGAGCAGAAUCAAUCAAAAAUACAUUUCCAUAAAAAAUUUGGUAUUCCCGGUGUUAUUGGUUGCAUCGACGGUACCCACAUACGAAUUACAAAGCCGCAUAAGGACCCCAACCUAUUUUACAACAGAAAGGGAUUUUUUAGCAUAAAUGCCAUGAUUAUAUGUGAUUAUAAUAUGGCAAUAAAGGCAGUUGGUGCUCGCCGGCCUGGCUCGAGUCAUGAUGCCCUUAUUUGGAGUAACAUGCGUAUUCACUCGGAAUUCAUUUUAGAAAAAGUGUGGAAUUGAAAUUGUGAAAGUGAAACACAGAACACCAAAUGCCGGAUUGAAAACGAAUUUUGUUUGAUAUUCACUCGGAAGUGAAUUCCAGAACCUGCCUGAUUGCUACGUUAUUUUAUGUAUAAAAAUGAUUCGUAUGAGAAUGGUGGUAUUGCAAAUACGGAAAAUCGGAGCACUGCCACGCUUACAAAUUGCCAUUAAGCGAAAACUAUAACUACGCUAGAUAUUAUAGUAAAGAACAAAAAGAAAAAACUACAGAGCCAAUUUCAACCAAAUUUAGUGCAAAUUAUUAUUCAGACAUCUUUUAUUUACGGUAGAAAAAUGGCGGAAAUUGAACUAAAACUAUAUAAAUUUUAAUCGAUUUUUUGAAAUUGCAGUAUAUAAAUCCAGCAACAAUAAAGUUUGAAGAAUAGAACUGUACAAAUAAUACCUUCAAUAAUAUACAUCAGUAUUAGCUCAAUAAAAUAUCUCAAUUAGCAUUG